AUGGAUCUGAAUCAUCUGAUAGAUGUCGAUAUGUUGUCCUCAGAAUCAAGUUACGCUAGUGAUGUUAGCGAGAAUGACUCUGAGUUGAUAGAGAAACUGAAGUACAAAUGCAAGUAUUGUCACAAGAGGUUCUCUAAAAGACAAGCAUUGGGUGGUCACCAAAAUGCUCACAAGAUGGAGAGAACGAUCACGGAAAGACAAAACCAUGCCAUGUUGACGAGUAUGAACCAGCCGUAUCCAAAUAUGUACCCUUACACCAUUGAUGGACUGACCAACUUAACCAUGGUCAACAAUCAAAGUCAAGGAACAGACCAAAGUUUGCCCAUUAGAGGAAAUCCAUACCAAUCCGUCAUGGCUCCACCUCAACUAUAUUUGUCCCCAACGUCGCCACCACCACCACCUUGGUGUUUAAACCUUUGUCUUGCUGUUGGAAAUAGCUUACAAGCUCAAGCUCAACCUAAAGAACCUAGCGAAGAUGAUGACCUUUCACUUUCUCUCUCGCUCAAACUUUGA
Molecule: messenger RNA, 513 nt
Organism: Brassica oleracea var. oleracea
Lineage: Eukaryota; Viridiplantae; Streptophyta; Magnoliopsida; Brassicales; Brassicaceae
Product: zinc finger protein 6-like
Exons: 1
Coding region: 1-513 (170 amino acids)
Biological process (GO): negative regulation of abscisic acid-activated signaling pathway
Source: RefSeq, a predicted model, not a curated record